AAACCUGUUUCCCUACCACAAACUUACCGGUUCUUACCUUAGCUAGCUUACCGGGAACGACCUUGUCAAGCUGCAAAACAAAAGCAAAAGAAGCACCAAGCCGCAAUCCCUAGCCUCUUGGCAAGCAUAGCGAUAUCCUUAUUGUAACCUUUUUGUCGCCCUUGAUACGAACACGCUGCAAACCGCGCCUACGAACGACCGCCAACGGGGUUUGGCGCCCAAACAAACGCGAUAAUAAUGCAUUUGCCUUUCCUGGGGCGACUGAAUAUUCCCGAAUAUGUCGCCCUCCUUGGUUCAUUCUUCUUCGUUGGGCUUGAGGCCUUGAUUCGUGUAAUCACACUAGCGCUGCCCUCGACAUUGAUAUCCCUGCUAUAUGGCGUCUCGCGCCGAAUCUUUAACCGAUAUUCCACUCCUAAGCAGAAGAUAGCUGUGGAAAAGCAGAAACCCGUGUCCACUUCGAUUCGAGAUGCAUCCGAUUUUGUCGAACUUUGCGCCCUGAACGGCUACCAGGCUGAAGAACAUGUAGUUCAGACUAAAGAUGGCUAUCUACUCGGGCUGCAUCGCCUCGCAUGGAGAAAAGGGGAGGAAGACCAAAGAGUCAACAGCGGCCCAAAUAGCGUCCAGAAGCGUGUAGUGUACUUGCACCAUGGUCUGCUCAUGAACAGCGAGGUCUGGGUCUGCCAGACGGACACAAACCGGUCGCUCGCGUUCGUGCUAGUGGAUCAAGGUUUCGAUGUCUGGCUUGGAAACAAUCGCGGCAACAAGUACUCGAAAAAAAGUAUCAACCAUCCACCUACUUCCACGGCCUUCUGGAAUUUCUCCAUCGACGAAUUUGCUUUCCAUGACAUUCCGGAUAGCAUCGCGUAUAUCCUGGAGACUACAGACGAAAAGUCGUUGUCGUACAUUGGUUUCUCGCAGGGUACAGCACAGGCCUUUGCCAGUUUGGCCGUCAAUCCAAGACUGAACCAGCAGGUCAACGUCUUUAUCGCCCUCGCGCCAGCCAUGUCACCGGCAGGACUUUCGAACAGAGUAGUGGAUGCUCUGAUCAAAUCGUCACCUUCGGUUCUGUUCCUGCUCUUUGGUCGCCGAGCGAUCCUCAGCUCUGCAACCAUGUGGGAGACCAUCUUGUAUCCUCCGAUCUUUAUCAAGGUCAUAGAUGUUGCUGUGUCUUUCUUGUUUGGUUGGAAAACCAAAAACAUCUCAACUAGCCAAAAGCUGGCUGCUUAUCCCCAUUUGUACUCGUUCACCAGCACCAAAUCGGUGGUACAUUGGUUCCAGAUUAUCCGUACCAAGAGCUUUCAGAUGUACAACGAUGACGUCCAGCAACCACUGUCGCUGAGUACAAGCUCCAAGUUCACGAGAGUGGCUAAGUAUCCUACGCGGAACAUCAAGACGCCCAUAGUCCUAGUCUAUGGCGGUUCCGAUUCGCUGGUUGAUAUCAAAGUCAUGCUUCGCCAGCUGCCGCCUCAGACCGUCGCCACCGAGAUUCCGCGCUACGAACAUAUUGACUUUUUGUGGGCGCGCGACGUUGACGCGCAAGUAUUCCGCCACGUCUUCGACGCGCUGGACUCAUUUACUGGUGUGGAACACACCAAGGAAGAGUAUAACCGGUAUAGGACUGCUCGCUCUUCCAGCAUCAGUGCCAGCGUCAACUUCAGGCGACACGCCCAUCAUGAUAGUGUGGACAGUCAGGCAGAUGUGGCAGAUGUGACAGAUGAGACCACAGCGACAACCACCGAGGCGGAAAGCGACUCGGGUGAGAGGACCCUCGUCAACGGCCGCAGCGGGUCGAGGUCUAGACUUCAGCACCAGGCCACAGAGGGUCUGCGUAGCCCUUCAAGGGGAUCUGAGGUCUCAGUAGGCACGGGCGGAUUGACUACAAAUGGUGCAGCAGCAUCCGAUGGUGAAAGCUCCUCGGGUUCGCCCGCCAGGCGAAGGGCAGGCAUUCUACGCCAUUCUAGCGGCGUGAGCGUCGACUCUCUGCGUCAAGGCCGUGGAAUUAGGGUGGGUGCCAGUCGGGCCGUAGGGGGUGUGACUGCUGCAAUCGCCGGCGGCAACUCUCCCAGCAGCGGGACGGAUUAGGAUAGACCGCCAUCAGCUCUGGCAGUGUUGGCUUCACGGAGGCCCGGUUCGCCGGCAGUGGCGACUAAUAUAUUGAGGCAGCCGAGUCCUCUUGCGAGAAGCUGAAGAAGCAUCCGCUAUUCUGUUUUUCUCUACACAAUCUGCAAGCAGUUAUGUGGUCAGAGAGAGAAAGUUUGCAAACCAUUUCCUAGUGUCUCACCGAAGUCUCCUAGAAAUUUGGGGUUAUCAUGUACAUCUCUACAUGUACAUCGAAUUUGGCGUUGCGGUUGGCUUUUACCGUUUGGGCGCAAGAAAAAAAAAAGCAAAUUGCUUCUCCUUUGUUGUCACCAGGAACCUGACCUAUAGAUAUAAGUACC
Messenger RNA from Pyricularia grisea, 2438 nucleotides. RefSeq lists its product as uncharacterized. The coding region runs from base 238 to 2082 and encodes 614 amino acids. The transcript is spliced from 5 exons. Lineage: Eukaryota; Fungi; Ascomycota; Sordariomycetes; Magnaporthales; Pyriculariaceae. The record is from RefSeq and is a predicted model, not a curated record. Gene Ontology annotation, biological process: lipid metabolic process.